Messenger RNA from Tuber aestivum (summer truffle), 2291 nucleotides. Lineage: Eukaryota; Fungi; Ascomycota; Pezizomycetes; Pezizales; Tuberaceae. The record is from the annotation of a GenBank genome assembly.
CCGCAGGUUGUCCAGACAGGGGAGUUCGUAUCCUUCCUAUGCACCGGGAAUCCCGCAGCUUCAAGUGCUAUCACGGGUGACGAGGGGGAGGAAGGAGAGGGGAAUGAGCCAUUAAACGCUCAGCUAGUGAAUGGAUAUACUAUUUUCCCAACACUGAGAUUAUCUCCUGUACUCGCAAAUCACCUUAAGACAAAACAAUUGCUGAAAGCGCCCACAACCAUCUAGCGAUCUGCAAUCUCUGAACUAAUAUCCACUGACAGCGACCCUGUCAUCCAAGCUGGGACUGGAUCGAGAAAAACAUUGACUUAUUUAUUUCCAAUAGUAAACCGCAUCGUGAUCGUCUCUGUACCCCCUCCUUCUGUUCAGCAAGAUGAUAAAAGUGUGGCAAAGCGGAUCGGACAUUCAGGCAUCUGCCCUAUUGCCCUUGCGUUACUGGCUGCCAUAGCUACUACGCCUAUGCCAACCGCAGAGGGGGCGGGAUUUUGACUGAGAUAACACGUUUGCGGAAGGUCUCAGAAGAUUAAGCAGGCAGGUUAGACUCAUUGAAAAAGGACCAUUCAGAAAAAUCGGAGGCUUUUGAAAAGAAGCAUUCAGCAAAAUUGGAGGCUUUGGAAAAAGAGCUAUCUAGCAUUGUCCAGUGGGCCCGCUACUAUGAAACCAAUCCAAGAAGUUGGAAUAUCGAUCCGCAAGCGCUUUUCUCAUAAUUAUAUAACAUCUGUUGGCAAUCCAUCUCCCAAGCGUUACCGGGCAAUCCGAAAAGCAAGUAAGGUUGCCCAUCAUGGAGAUUUCCAAACCGACACUUUGAUGAAACUUGGUCACCUUGGAAACACUCGUGCCUUCCAGGACCUUUAUUGUGUUCCAUAUAAAAGUGCAGGGUAUUGCAUGUCCUGACCCGCGAAUUCUGCCGGCAAAUAUCAGCAGUCCUAUCCACAUUAAUCAACCGUAAGAGCGGUCUUCUGGAUCGGCACUGUUGAGGAUGGUGAUCAAUAUACUUGUUGCUACGCCCUGGAGGUUGUUGGAUCAUCUGGAGAAUACAGAGAGCCUAGAAGCUGUCGGGUGAGGUGGGUUGUGCGUGAUGAAGGUGACAGGCUUAUAGAGUUGGGGUUUGAGGAGACAACUGGUAGUAGCCUGGGCAUUCUGGAAAAGAGCGGGUUUACCAAGAACAGGGAGAAAGCAGCGUGGUGGAAAAGCAAAGCGGGAUUACCGAGGAGGAGGGUGUCAAUGCUUUGUUCAGCGACCUUGGAGCCCAGUGUACAGCGACUUGGGAAUAUCUCUUUGGAGGAGGCGCUAUACAUCAAGUCAGAAAAGAGAUAUGACGAUGCGUGCGGGGGCUGUCAGGAGUGUGGAAGAGGGGUUCCAGGCUCCGGCAUAGCAGAAGCAGAGUUAUGUUGCUGUUCGGGCAAAGUUGAGGUCAGUGGGUUGAAUACGAUACUCAAGAUGGCUUUUAUACGACUACAACAAGCCGGAAGAUUAUUGUCUUUUUCUCCUACUCGAUUGGGUGGACUCUCACUUUCUAGUAUUUCCUUGUUUUCUGGAGAAUGGUUCCAAUACUCAACUGCCAAAGCCCACCCCAAAACCCACAAAACGCUCGGAAGGCUUCGAAUAAGACUCUGCAAAACCCCACUCUCCGGAAACCAAACCAGAUCCUUCUGGAAAGCCAUCUAGACAACCUCCACCGAGCAAUCCCACAAUCGCUGAGGCCCCACACCUCGGUCUCACAGCCCUCCUCCACAAACUCCAUGGCUCUCUCACGCAGCCAAUCUGAACCUCCACCCUCCACUCCUUUGCGCACACAACCUCCCCCCCUCUCCUCUUCUGCUCCAAUGUCUCUACCCAGGGGCUAGACUUACCGAACGUCGACCCAACAAUCUAAUUUGGCCAUGCUUUCUCCUGUGAUGAUCACCUCCACCGUAUCGGCCGGGUGGGCCAUAAUGGUCCCACUUCCGGGGCCAGAUGAAUGCUGUAUCGAUUCAGUGCUAAAGAAUUGUGGAAAUCCCAUACACGCAGACAUGUACGAGGUGUUCAGGAAGGGCAUCGGAAGUGAAAGGGUAAACAAGCGGCUAGAGUGGGGGGAUGAAGCCUCAGAAUGGCAGUUGGAAGUCGCGAGGUGGGUGUUAGUGGAUAAAGUGGUGAUGCACCUAGCAAAGGAAACUUAGGGAGGCCACAUCCAUGCACAUACCACCUGCGUUGCCUCUGAGAAUGGUAUGUUCAAUCAUAAAGCACCGCAUUACAGAUCAUUGGAGUAGAGUUUCGGGAUCAGGGAUACCCCGGAGGAUAUUAGAGUUCCUGGG